GUGUCUUUACAUAGAGGACUCGUUUCCACUACUUCCUGAUACAGUUUUUCGCGGGUCAUGAUCAGAUCAGUGUUGCUGUGCAGGUUGACCCCCCUCGUCCAGUCCUGUACCAGAGGAUCAUGUCUACUCGCAGGUCGGACACCUUGUGGUGUGCAGCUCCCUUCCCCUGGUCACCCACCCCUCAUACCUACAGUCCCAGCUGUGGUCAGGUACUCUGACUUGUCCACACAGAAGUACACUUUGAUUUACACCUUGCCGUACAUUAAACAUCUGCGGGCCGUGUCCAGGCUCAAACUGCUCCAAACUGCAGUCACGGUGGUCCUCCUGCCCCCGGUGUACUACUUCUACGUCCAGGGAGAUGUGCCCUUCUUCCUGGUCAGCUACACAGGAGGGAUAGCGCUGCUUGCCGGAGCCAUGCUGUACACCGUCAGUCACUUUUUCAGGAGGGUUGUGGGGAUGAUGUACCUGGACCCGUCACAGACCACACUCAAAGUGUCCCACCUCACCUUCUGGGGCAGGCGUCAUGACCUCUACCUCCCUGUGUCAGAUGUCAUGACCAUCGGGGACACGGGGGACUCGGCAAAAGAGACAAUAUUGAAACUAAAGAGAUACAGCAGUCCACAGACAUUGUAUUUCUCCACUCGCUAUGGACGUGUGGUUGAUCAAUCGGGUUUUGAGAAGGUGUUUGGAAAUCUAUACUGAUGCAGAAUCUUGUAAACUGCUUCGAUAUGGAUGAAGUAUGUGAAAAAUAGGGAAUAUUUGUGAAUUAAUCAAUUGACUUAAAUGGAACAUUGUGAAAAUGAAAGGGGUCUGGUAAUACAUGUUUUAUUAAAUUAAAAUUGUGCGCAAGGAUGUGCGUGUAUAGGUUUCAGCUGCACUUGGGUCUUUUGAAUAGAACAACAGGAGUGUUGGCCAUAUGUUAGGGAUAUUGAGAUCAUAUUUUGUUUUUAUAUGCACUAAACAGUAUUCUUGAGCAUGGCUAUAAGGGAGCCUGUGACUAAUGACAAAUAAAGUCUAAGAUAAUAUUUUUGAAUUGAAUAAUGUCAAAAAAAUUUAAGGAAAAGUUAUGUCCAAAAAUAAAGGCAUGGAGAUCCAGGUCCAUGCAUUCAAAGUUGUUUGAAAAAGUUAAAGGGCCUCUUGGACCUGGAUUCUUCAUUCCAUUAAUUCCGGACAUAAGUUUUCCUCUAAUGUUCCUUUCCUGUUCCAGGGUGCAAGAAAAA
Messenger RNA from Limanda limanda (common dab), 1220 nucleotides. RefSeq names its product transmembrane protein 186 (gene tmem186). Gene Ontology annotation, cellular component: mitochondrion. The record is from RefSeq and is a predicted model, not a curated record. Lineage: Eukaryota; Metazoa; Chordata; Actinopteri; Pleuronectiformes; Pleuronectidae. Bases 58 to 702 code for a protein of 214 amino acids. The transcript has 2 exons.